AUGUAUCAAAUAGAGCGGUGCGAAAGAACCGCUUAUGUUUCUGGAUUACAUCCUUCCGUCAGGGACAUAGAGCUGUUCGAACUUUUCAACAGGGUUGUGUUUAUAGGGAAACUUUGAAUUGAAAAAAUUCUAAUUGAAGGUGACUCACGUGGAAAAAGUGAUUCUGCGAAACUCUGCUCCUCGUCAUGCUCUCAUUGUGUUCAGGUGUGAAGACUGUUAUUGUGAAAUGAGUGAAGUUAUUAUUUCAGGACGGUAGACGGCCUCUACAAAGCCUUGGUCACUUUUCACAACUUUGAGUUGAAAGGAAGGAAUUUGCAUAUUCGGCCACUGAGGUUUCGCCUUUUUUUCAAAUAAAACAUCUGCUGAAAAUGAACUAUUUUUAAGUAUAGCUCAUUAUGCGCCAGUCAGUUUGUUUCUACAAAUUCAUAACUUGACGGAGAUUUGCUUCGAGACCUUUGUUUUUUGAUUUGUAAAGAGUGUUUUACGAUAGCCUUUUUCUGCUGUGUCUUAAAUUGUGACCAUCUUCAGCGGAUAUACAUGAAGCGCCAUUUUUGCUACUCAUUAAAAUGAAAAAAACUUUUAUUUUCAAACAUGGUUUCCAGAGAAAGCUCUCACGCAAGCAACGACACCUUCAGCGCUCUGUACGAUCCUUUCAACCGUCAGAUGAAUUUCGCUAAUAGCCCUCGCAACAGAGCUUUCUCCAACGUCGAGCCGCGUUUCAACCGCGGGUCUAACCGCAACGCAGGCCAUCGCAGAUCCACCAACCGGGAUCGCAACUACCCAAACGGACAGCAGCAGAACUACUUUCCUCAGAACUAUUGGAUGCCGCCGAUGAACUUCAAUCCCGAUCACAUUUCUUUUGACGACUAUUCGGGGGCCGCUCAGGAGUAGGUUUUUUUCUUUUUUUAACCAAUUUCAAAAGGUUUUUCUCAAUCAGACUUGCGUUUUAGUCUUUGAAAAAGUUAUUCUUUAAGAUUAUAUUGUCUAGUUUUGAUUUUUCAAGCUUUUCCCAACUUUUGAAAAUUGCAUCAUGUAGAUUUGAAAAUUUCAUACUGUUCAGGAGUGGGUUUUUUUUCUUGUUAGAAUUUUUCAAAAGGUUUUUCCUCAUCAGACUUACAUUAAAAAAAAAGUUUUUCUAUUGUUUAUGAAAGGACUUUAUCGUCUACUUUCGGUUUUUUGAAGCUUUUUGACAACUUUCGAAUAUUGCAUACCGUUCUGAGCCCUCAACGGUUAUUUUCAAAGCGAACAUAACCUCCAAAAUAUACCACUUGAUUAUGGUUUUUUUUAUUAUUUUUUUUGUGAUACUCCUUUCCGAAAUAAGUUUUUUUUUUUCCUUUGAAUUGUGUUCCUUAUUUUUAGGUUUGACUUGUUGGCUCAUCUUUUUCAUUUUGGAAAUCUGAGACAGUCUGCGUCUGCUGAAAACGCAAUCCGGUGCUAAACAUCUCGUUUUUAAAAUAAUUUUGGCAUUCAGGCUCCAAAACCUGAUGUCGCCCAUGGUGUCGAGAAGCGAUGACUACGUUCACAGACCCAGAAAUAGCGCUCGCGAACGCCAAGGAUCGCUUUCUUACAUGAAAUCGGUAUGUCCGAAAAAUUGAAAGUUAAGAAAAUAUGCUUUAAGUCGCCACCAACUUGGAAAAUGGAGCUUCAGCACAAAGCAGAUGACUCGAAGCCUGAAGAGCACCGUGAGAAACUCAUUCUUCUUCGAAAAUAUACUUAGGAGUUUUAGAGUGGUCCCUAUAGAUAUUAGGGGGUGAAAAAGCUUCUAUAGGACCGAAAAAAGUGGUCCCCAUGGGGGAAAACCAAGAUGGUCCCUAUAGGGGUAGAGGGUCUGAUCCCCUAGCCUUGAAAGCAUAAGUGGUACCAUUAGUGGUUAUUCAGUUUUAUUCAUAAAAUUUUGUUUCUUUAUUUUUUUGAAUGAAAAUGCUUCCUAGCUUGUCCCCUAUAGGGGUCAUUAACUAAAACCCCUAUAUAAAAGACCCUAUAGGAGUUGGUAAAGUGGUCUCUUGAGUAGACUCUCCAAGGGCCCCUAUUGAGACCACUCUGGAGUUCCUCAGAAAUGUCAUUUUUCAGAAGUUUCCGAAGCUGAGAAUACGGCGAAAAACAAUGAAAAAGCGGCUCCGCAAACGGUCAACCAGGCUCGCAACGGCGAGUCUUCGAUAUCGCGUCGUCGGAAUCCUCCGCCCAACCUUUCUCUUGUGAACAAUGCCGACUUUUUCGAGAAGUAUCCGUGCACCUCGACUCCGAUGGAUCGCAAUGCGCCUCAUGCUCAUGGUUUAUUUCAUUUUUCCUAGUGAAGAUUUAAGUUUCUAGUUUAAUGGAUCUUCCAAGGAGUUUUUCAAAUUUUGAGUCAACUUUUAAGUUUGAGUGAACUGAAUUCUAAUAAUUUAGUUGGGAAUUGUCUUUUUUGGGCCCUUUUCACCUAGUUUUGAGUCAGAAUGGAAUUUAGGUGUUUUCAAAAAAAUUAUAAUUUUUUCCGUUUGUUUUUUCUUACAGUCUAUAUGAAAGCCUUCAGAAUGUAAGAAAAAAUAUUCAGGGAAUUUUUUUCAACUUCAGUUGUUCGUAUUCACUAAAUGCCGUGUUCACAGCGAAUGUAAAAUUAUCCCUGAUUCUCCAAAAUAUAGCUAUCUUUUCCAUUCUCUAACGGCUAUUUUGCAUUUCGCGGAAUCAUUUUGAACACAACAAAAAAAAAUUUGGCUUUUUUUUUGUAGAUUUCUUCGAAAAAUCAUCAUUCCCAGAUCUCGAUUUCUUAUGAAUUUUAAAGAAAAAGACUUUGCAGCUCCAAUUUCGCCAAUGGACCCGGCUGUGGUCGCCUACCGCCGUGGAGACCAUCUGAAGAAGUUCGGCGGAAACGAGACCUUGUCGCCGAUCAUGCCGCAUCCGGUCACGAGAAAAGAGCCUCACUUGGACAGCUCCCGUCGCGAAAUGACCAACGAAGAACUGUCGGAGAUGAUCGUCUCGACCAAAAACCUGCAGCUCAACGGCAACGUCCCCAAAACCAACAUGGAAGCUCAUCUCAAUUUCGGUUUGUUCGACUAGAAAUGAGCGCAGUAGGAGAAUUGGUCAGCUGAUCCGAAAUUGCUUUUUUAUGCAGCUCUGAGAAAAUCGCAAAUCAAAUAAUUCAUUUUUUUUUUUCAUCUUUUCAAUAUCUUAUGGCUAUAGUCUGCUCAGAUUUUGAAUGUCAAGUAGAAUGAGGUCAUUCGAAAACGCUCUGUGGAUGGCUCGCUCUCUGAUUAGUUUAUCGCGUCAUUAGGGGGCGGAGCUUCAGCGAGGACUUGACAUUCGAGAUCUGUACAGACUAUAUUUUAAAUAGUUUUAAACGCAAUAUUAGCAGCUCGAGGUGGAUUUCCAGAACCUAGACUUAUUCGAGAAAAAAAACGAUCUGUAGUGGAAUGUUAUAUGGUAAAAAUCAAGGAAUCGUAACAUUAUUCUACAAGUCCAGUCUGGAAUAUUACCGUUUUUCGCAGACGACACCGGCCCGGCGCCCUGGUCUCCCGUGAAAAGGCUGCGGGCCGAGAGCGGCUGCAUGGGCGGCAACGCGUUCAGUUCCAGUCCCCAGUGCUCUCCGAUCAGAUCCAACGCGCCUCUCUUCACUUCCUACGCCGAGACUGAUGACGACGUGCGUCUUUUCCGCUUGACCAAAAAAAGGAAUUCUUAGGAAUUCACACUAAGCUCUCAUCAAUUGAGAGAUUAGCCCACAAAAGGCCUACGUGUCUGUGAGGAUUAGGUUGCAAAAAAAAAGACGGAUUUAUUUCUGGAAGCGUUGAAUUUGCAAUAGUGAGCAGUAGAAUCUGCAGAAGAGAAAUUUAUAAUUCAAAAGUUAGUUUUGUGAAGAACAAAAAAAUUUUUUUAAAAAAAUCAGCUUUUUUUAAGUCUGAAAAAUAGGUGAAACAAAAAAAUAUAUCUAAAAUAUCGGAAGAUUUUUUUCAUUUUUUUCAACAAGGACUUUUUGAGGUGUUUGUCGACAGUGGUGUGGAUCCUCACCUCGGCACGACCGGAAAUCAUUCGGCCGCUCAGAAUUCGCAGCGCCGAGCCCUUUCCGCGGCUUCCUUCCUUCCGAACAACUUUCCUCCGCACUUGGCCGAAAUCUGUCUUUCCAAGCGGAUGAAUCAUUUCGAUGACGUCACCAACAACCGUCUCCCGUCGAACGUCCAUUCUGCGACUCCGAUGCCUCGUUCUCGUCAGACUUUCCGAUUUUCGGUGAGCUGAGGAACAGUCAUGCCGUGUUCAAUUUGAUCCCGCGAAAGAAAAAAUACCCGUUAGAGAAAGGAAAAGAUCACUAAAUUUUGGAGAGUUAGAGAUCAUUUUGCAUUUCGCGAAAUCAAUUUGAACACGGCAUCACUUUCACUCCAAAUUUGUGAAAAUCGUUAGAAACAGUUUUAUUUAAAAGCGCUCUUACAAGAAAGUCUAGGCACAAGUUUUUGAAAUGUUAGAAGAUAUAUUGCUCUCUUUAUUUUUAUAAACAUAAGAUUCAGUUAACUGGGCUACAAAUAACAUGUUGGAAACGUGUUUUACGUUGCUUUCACUGUUUAUAAUUUUCAUAGCAAGAAAAAAACAUUUCCAUCCUUAUAAUUAGUGUAGAUGCAGUGGAAUAGGUUUAUAUCCAGCUCUCGUGAAAAAAAAUUGGUGGCCAGAAAAUUUUUUGCAUUCAAAUGGAGUUUAUUUUUCAUCUUUUCGAAUAAAUUUAGUCAAAAAUUCAUGAAAAAACUUCCUAGUACUACCCUGAAAAGAAAAACCAAGAGACCGUUUUCAAACAUUGCGAUAUGAGGUUUAGUUUCAAAAGCGUUUCCGAGCUAGUUUUCUCCUUAAAUUGAACUAUUAAUUUGACAAAAUUAUGUAUAAAAUCGAAUGUUUUUGAUCAAAAAUUGAGCGGCAAGAGUGAAAUCAAAUUUUUAGAAAAGUUUAGUUUACUCGAACGAAUUUUACAAGCUUGUCCAACUAAAAACUACUAAAUCACCCGAAUCCUAGUUACAAUUAUGAACAAAAGGAAUCUUCAGAAUCCAUUGAACUCUUCUCGUCACGCCUCGGUCCCAGAUGCUCAGAGUCUGUAUGAUCUUCGCCCGAUCGACGAGAACAUCUUCCAAAAUCCCAACGUCGGUGUCUGA
Molecule: messenger RNA, 5102 nt
Organism: Caenorhabditis auriculariae
Lineage: Eukaryota; Metazoa; Nematoda; Chromadorea; Rhabditida; Rhabditidae
Source: the annotation of a GenBank genome assembly